Strongylus vulgaris is the source of this 1416-nucleotide messenger RNA. NCBI's taxonomy places the organism in Eukaryota, Metazoa, Nematoda, Chromadorea, Rhabditida, Strongylidae. The record is from the annotation of a GenBank genome assembly.
AUGGGGAGAACAUGCAGGACUUUUCUGAUCAUCAUGAUCAUCAUUUCUCCAUUUAUUCUUCAUAUUUUCGUAGAUGGGCUGGCGGAAGGAGGUGAUGAGCUUGGUUUAAUCAAUAAGCCGUCGCUGCUUACGUCUGGAAUCCCUUCAGAAUGGAUAGAAAUGUGCGAAUUUCUGGAAAGGGAGUGGCAGGGAAGUGAAGGUCAGAUUGACGACAUCGGAUACCGGUUACGAGGCAUUGCCAUAGGAUUCAGACAUGGAGAGAGAUCGCCUUUAAGAAUUACUGACGGCGUAGUGGAAUGCUUGCCUUAUCGAGAAGAAGAUCGCAAAGGUUUCAAGCAGUACAGUGAAUUGGUUGGGAGCGAUAAUUUCCAGUUUUUCUUACGUUAUGACAACAAAUUCAAGAACUUCUCCACCAUUCCGUCUUUCUCUGUGUGCUCGCCUGGGCAAUUGACAGCAGAAGGAGCACUUCAACACGUAAAACUUGGGAAUUAUAUGAGGAACAAAUAUAUAGGAACUAAUAUUUUUGCGCCAGAAUCUCGUUUGAAUGUGUCUGUGACGUCUUCUCAGUUCAAUCGCACUUUCCAGUCUGCCAUCGCAUUUACCUCUUCUUUUCUUUUUCCUAGUAAAGUGUCCAUUCCACAAAUAUUUAUUCAGGCGUCCAACUUCACUUUUAUGUGCACAAGUAAGAACUGUCGGUGUAAUUCCGCAGUGCGCUGGAGGCUUCAGUAUGAACAGGAACAUGCUCAGUAUUUCUUGAAAAGAUCACCGGAACAUCUACGGAUCUUUGCUGCAGCUCUAAAAACGCACCCUAAUUUUAACAAAACAAUCGAUCCCUUCCAAAUGAUAGAUGUGGCAUUGGGAAGGUACAUUUGUCGUCGUCGAACCUUACCUUGUUUUGGCAAGAACAGCUGCUUGAAUUACGUCUUUCUGAGCGAGCUUCUCAAGGAAACGUCGUCACGUGGAAAAGUGAUGUUCGAUGAACAUACACGCUACGUAUCACAAAAAUUACAACUCGUUGAAGCUUAUGGUGUUUUAUAUCAUGUUGUUGAGGCAGUGACGAAAUUAAGAAGAUUUGCGCAUACCAAUGUUAUACAGAUUUUCUCCGGCCAUGAUGUCAUGUUGGCUCCUCUACUACGUGUCAUGGGCGUCCCUUUCGUUGAUCCUCCUCAUUAUGCGUCACGUAUCGUCGUGGAGUUCUAUGAGGUCAUAGAAAGUUCAUCCGCUAAGGACUCCAUUUUUCUCCGUUUUAUUUACAAUGGUGUGGACAUUACCAGAAAAGUGACAUUUUGUGGAACUAACGUUAUGGAGAAUGGCCUCUGUUCAGCUCAGCAGUUGGAGGAAUUUGUCCAGAAACGCAUAUUUUCCCUAUUGGGUGUUAGUUCCUUGAAAGAUAUUUGUGAUAAUACCACUCAUUAG